GUUUUCUUCUAUCGAAUUCACAAUUGUUUAGGGGCAGACGCGUGUGACGUUGUGCCUCAUACGUAGUUCCCGUAAACUUUUUUCUCGGUCUUCAACCAACUUUAAAACUUCUCUAAAUCAUUGGGUUUCUAUCGGAAACAUGAAAAAAUGAGCUCGAAGCUUGCCACAAUGGAUCGAGUAGACACAACAUAGCAGAAUGAAUCACACAACCAUUAGAAUUGAUGAUGAAGCAAACAAGAUAUUCAUCAUCCUUGAGAUUAUCGUUCGCCUCCUGCUCGCUCUGUCGGGUACCGUAGGCAACGCUUUCGUCAUCUAUGCCGUAGUGAUGACGCCGAAAUUGCGAACCAUACCUAAUGCCCUUGUUACAACCCUGGCAGGCUUGGAUUUAACGUCCAGUGCUGUCUUGAUACCUCUCAUGGUCGUUGGCAAGGUAGAAAACAAGUGGCCCUUCGAUGUCAGCUUCUGUCGCGUUCACGGGUUCAUGCUAAUACUCUUCCACGCACUAUCACUCAACGUGCUCGGCCUGAUCGCACUAAAUCGUUUCCUAAAUAUCACCAAGCCCCUGCAUAUCUAUCGCAAAUAUACCACUCCGCAGCUUUUCAUCUUACAACUCAUCAUCGCAUUUUUGUUUGCUGGUGUACCUGUCCUAAGCCCAUUCUUUGGCAUUGGAAGCAUGGAUUUCGCUGGUUUCAAUCCUGUGCUCGGUCACUGCUCGUUUGGAUACGACGUCGAGGGCGUGUGGGUGUACGAGAUCGUGCUUCUGUCUCUCGGGCUUAUGAUUGGGACAUUCGUCAUUCCAUUCAACUACAUAUUGAUAUGGAAGCAUGUGGGUGCUAGUCGAUCACGGGUUCAUGCAUGGUCGACAACGGCUCUGCCUAAGAACAUCGCCGAGCAACAGUCCAACAUUGAAAUAGACAGUCGAAAUCAAGAAAUAUCUGUUCCCGCCUUUGCCCAAGCUAUCUCAAAUCGCCGUUUACAGCAAAAAGACAACCUUCGACUGACGAGGAACUUGUGGCUCCCCUUUGUAACUUUCAUGCUGUCCCUCGUACCCUUCUUUGUUUUUGUCAUUUUUGAUGAACAUUACACCUUCUCUCUCUGGCUUUGGAGGGCUGUGGAUAUUCUCUUCUGGUCGACUUCUUCGGUUAACCCAUACUUAUACGCCCUGAUGACAUCGAGUUUUCGAGAGGCGUCCAGAAAGCUCAUUGGUUUAUCUAUUGUCAAUUCACCAUUUCGUAGCUGAUAAACUUCAAAUUAAUGUCAUGUAUUAAUGACCAUGAUAACUUAUUGAUUGAUUCAUUCAUUAAUUUACUUAUUUCAACGUAUUAUAUCUAUUAAGAUGCCAUGGUCACAAAGGACGGGCUUACAUCUCGAUCUUAAAUACACUUAUUAUAGUUUUAUACUAGACGAUCAAUCACUUAAAAUGCUCACCCUGCCUUUAUAAUCUUGAAAUUAAAGAAAAUAUGAGAAAAAAGUAAAUUUAAUGGAAACUUCAUGAAGUUUAAGUGAUGACAUAAUAAAGCAGAUCAGUUGUAUUAGAUUAUGACAACGCUCAACACUACCAAAUCAUAAUUCAAGCUAAAAGGGGAAAAGAAAAGCACAACUAACAAUUUUUCCUCCCAGAAGAAAAUCAUUUUAGAAAAAAAAAGAAUAUAAUUCUGAUAAACAAUGAUAAUACUAUUGUACUGAUGAAACUAAUGAAGAUGGUUUUGGUAUUGAUAGGCCUAAUAAUGAUAAAAAAGGUAAUAUGGUAAUUAUGAUAACCACAUUAGCGUAAAGAUCCAAACAUGGGGGCCAAACUUGGCGUAUGGGGAAAAUCCUAAAAGUUUUCGAAAGAGUGAAGCGAGCGAGCCUGCUUUUGAGAUAGGUUUUAACAUAUUGUCCAGAAAAUAUCAUAUUUUACCCCUUUUUACUUUCAUUUUCUCAAUUUUUCUUGGUCGUGAUAAAAUUGGGGAUUCGUGCCCCCCCUUCUGUACGCCAGUGAAUGAGAGUGAUAACAAUGAUAAAGAUUAAUAGAAAUUAUUUUUUCAUUUAUUUCAUCAUAAUGAUAAUCAUAAAACAAGGUAGAGCCUGUCACUAAAAUCAUUUUACAACAAGAAAAUCACAGGUGUAGACAACUGGGGAUUUAUUUGUAAUCACUGAUUCACAUUUUGUUUUGAGGAAGCCAUAAAAAUUCGAAGUAAUGAAUUGAAAUUAGAAAUCAUAUUCCGAGAGAUUACUAAUGAAUUAAUGAAGAAUCUUUUUUUUUCUCUGCAUGUAUCACUUUUGUUUCUAUCUGACUAUACCUGACAUUUGAGAGCUUUCGAAACAGGCACGGUCGAUUCCUGUUUAGUGCUUGUUUACAUACAGUUCUCGUGAUAUUAUUUAGGAAUGAGUAUGCGCACAUUAUCAGAAUUGACUUCCUCUUUCCUCUGUCCUCUUAUCUUUCGGAAGGACCUUAUUGAUGAGUGAACGUUAACACUGUACUGCUUUGUGUCCAUGCUGCUAUGUAAGACAAGGUUUUGUGUGUUAACAACUAACUCAACUUAAAAUUACUAGUAAACUAUUCGAAUGGGUUCAGGUUAUCGAGGUACAACAUAAAAUGAUGUCGGCCUAUUUGGUUGACAGUUUAACAUAACGGUGCUACAAAUAUUACAGGAUAAUACAAAAAAAAUCAGAACUUAUAUUCUCACCAUUAAGAGGCAUUGAUCCACGUCCAUGUAUUACGCGGGUGGAGUGCGUUUACAGAAGUAUAAUGCAUCUUACAUUUCACUUCAUCUUAUCAGAAUUUAACAGAUUAAUAACGACAAAACCCUUCGUUUCUGUGUUUGUUUCGAAUGUUUUUAUUUCUGUCUCGCAAGGGGGGCAGAGUUGGUUCGGUAAAAGUGUCCACGGUAGUUAUAUUCACCAUGCACCCUGGAUGAUGAUAUUUUGACAGGAGAUAUUAAGUAUGGGUUGUGGUUAUUUUAACGGAUCGUGUUCCGUCUUUAAGCAACUAUUAAAACAUAUUUCACACAGGGAAUAUUAUUUUGUGGGAUUAUCGAAGAACUGAAAAUCGCGAGGCGAUUUUCAUAUGCUUAAUGUAGAUAAUAAUACUGUUAUUCAUGAAUUUAUUCAGAAUAAUAAAUACAUUAUUUCAUAAUGUUUAGUAUAAAUGAGAUUGAUGUCCACACUCUAAAAAAUACUGAGUAAAAGUGCUCCAUGAGGGUAG
Lytechinus variegatus (green sea urchin) is the source of this 3187-nucleotide messenger RNA. RefSeq names its product rhodopsin, GQ-coupled-like. Gene Ontology annotation, biological process: G protein-coupled receptor signaling pathway. Lineage: Eukaryota; Metazoa; Echinodermata; Echinoidea; Temnopleuroida; Toxopneustidae. The transcript has 2 exons. The record is from RefSeq and is a predicted model, not a curated record. Gene Ontology annotation, cellular component: membrane. The coding region runs from base 197 to 1240 and encodes 347 amino acids. Gene Ontology annotation, molecular function: G protein-coupled receptor activity.